Molecule: messenger RNA, 2607 nt
Organism: Rhineura floridana
Lineage: Eukaryota; Metazoa; Chordata; Lepidosauria; Squamata; Rhineuridae
Gene: TRMT1
Product: tRNA methyltransferase 1
Exons: 18
Coding region: 463-2484 (673 amino acids)
Biological process (GO): tRNA N2-guanine methylation
Cellular component (GO): nucleus
Molecular function (GO): metal ion binding; RNA binding
Source: RefSeq, a predicted model, not a curated record
AUAGUUUUAUUGGUUGGAAGAGCGUCAGCUGAUUAUCUCCCAGCAACUUUCAAUAUGGCGCUGUCCAUAUAACCUACUGAGAAGCGUGGGAAUAAGUGCUGUGGAAAGUUCCCAGUUGUGAUCAGGUGCAGAAACCUACAGCCAGGAUUGCAGAGUAAGGAAUGCAAUUAUAGCCAACAAGGUGCAGCUAAUCGAGGAGUCUCAGUUAAGUGUCAAAUAUUUAGAGUUAAAUGGUUUUGAGAAAAAGUGAUCAAGACCCUGUACUUUGAUGCUUGUCUUCUCUGUGUUAAAACUCAGUUAGUCUUUUCUUUGGAUACAAGUGUUUUCUCAAGGUGAUUCUUUGAUGAAGACCUUGAACUGCUAGCAUUAUCAACUCAGCUGUUGCUCCUGUAUGUUGGAGGAAGAUGAUAGACUGCCUUCAAGUGGAUCCCGACUUAAGGCAACCCUACGAACAGGGUUUUCAUGAAAAUACUUGGGAAGAAAGCUGAGCUGAUGUCAAGCAAGUCUUUCCAGUGGAUUUGGUAUUUGAGGGGUACCUUAACUCCUUACAGAAGUACAGCAACUCCACAGCUUCAGGAAAUCUGGAACAUCUUGCCUUUAGUCGCUCUUCGAGUCAGAAAUCUUUCUUUUGUGAAAGGCAUGGAUGGUAAUCAGGCACAAGAUAUGGAAGCAGAUGACAGUAAUCAAGAGCAAAGUGUGGCUCGCUCACCUUCAGUGAGCACUAGUGGUGGCAGUGAGCCAGUAAAAAAUGGUGGAACCCUGAUCACUGAAGGGAAGGCAAAAAUCAUUUUCCCAAGUGCCAAUGAAGUGUUCUACAACCCUGUCCAAGAAUUCAACAGAGACCUUACGUGUGCAGUCCUUACCGAAUUCGUACGACUGCAGCUUUCAUCAAAAGGGAUUUCAAUUGCAGUCCCUGGUGAGGAGAAGGCCUCCAAAGUGAUUGUGGACCUCUCCACAGAGGAAAGAGAGAAUGCUUUUGAGCAGCCAGAUCAGGAGGAGCAUCGAGCUGCGGGAGUGGGAGAAGUAUGCCAGGAUGGAGUCCGAGUGCUGGAGGCCUUGGCUGCUUCUGGAUUACGCUCCAUCCGGUUUGCAAAAGAGGUACCUGGUCUUCAGAGUGUGGUGGCUAAUGACUUAUCUGCCAAGGCUGUUGAGCUCAUAACCCAAAACAUUCAGCUCAAUGAUGUGGAACACCUAGUGACUCCAAGGUUAUUAGAUGCCCGGAUGCUGAUGUACCAGAGCAAGGCAGCGAAAGACCUUUUUGAUGUCAUUGAUUUGGACCCAUAUGGAAGCCCUUCUAUAUUUCUGGAUGCUGCAGUUCAGAGUGUGAGUGAAGGAGGCCUGCUGUGUAUCACAUGCACCGACAUGGCUGUAAUGGCUGGGAACUCUGGGGAGACCUGCUACAGCAAAUAUGGGGCCAUGUCUAUCAAGGCCAAAUUCUGCCAUGAGAUGGCACUGCGGAUUAUCCUGCACAGCCUUGAUCUGCGUGCCAACUGCUACCAGCGCUACAUUGUCCCACUCUUAUCUGUCAGUGCUGAUUUCUAUAUUCGUGUUUUUGUCCGAGUCUUUACUGGGCAGGCCAAGGUCAAAGCUUCUGCCAGCAAACAGGCCUUUGUCUAUAACUGUGUGGGCUGUGGCUCGUUUCAUAUCCAGAGACUUGGCAAGAUGGCUAACAAUGGAAACAAUUUCAACUACAAGGCUGCCUUUGGGCCUCCUGUGGGGCCAUCCUGUGAGCAUUGUCACCAGCGCCACCAGCUGGGUGGCCCUCUGUGGGCAGAGCCACUCCAUGAUGUGGAGUUUGUCCAGCGAGUCCUGUCAGCAGUUGGGAGCAACCCAGGGCGCUUCCGAACAAGUCAGCGGAUUCAGGGCAUCCUGAGCAUGGUGAUGGAGGAACUCAGUGAUGUCCCUCUCUAUUACACCCUCGAUAAUCUCAGCAAAACCAUCCGUUGCAGCAGUCCUUCCCUGUUGCAGUUCAGGUCAGCUCUUCUCCAGGCUGGUUAUCGGGUGUCGCUGUCCCAUGCCUGCAAGAACACCAUCAAGACAGAUGCGCCGCCCUCUGUCCUUUGGGACAUCAUGCGCUGCUGGGAGAAACUCAAUCCUGUGAAAAGAGAGCGCCUUUCAGAGAGCAGCCCAGCUGCCCGCAUCCUUUCUGUAGAACCCAAGCUGCAGGCAUCCUUCACUGUCCGGGCAGAUGCUAAUCCUAGAUCACGAAAGCAAGGCCUCAAAAGGUUCCAGCUGAAUCCUGAGCCUUUUUGGGGUCCAAAAGCAAGAGCCAAAGCUGGGGGUGGGAUCUCUUCCUCCCUGCAAGAAAAGAGAAAGCUACACCAGAACAAGAGGAAAGACUGUGCAGGACAGAGUGAUGGGGCCCACCUGAAGAACUUCCGCUGCAAACGGUUCCGGGAAGGCAAUUGUUCGCUAGGGGACAAAUGCCGCUACUCUCAUGAGAUGGAAGGAGAGACAGAGGAAAACACCACGGCAGCACCUUGACCAGAAACAGUCCCGAGGAUCUGCUUCAUCUUGGUUUUUAUUUUUGCAGUAAACAGAGAGCCUUUAUUUUCAAAUGACUGUCCAUUUAAUGUGCCUGCCAUUAAAUAAUAGUGUUAAUCCUUU